CGCGAUCGCGCGGAUCCUCAGGUCCGCCCUCAGCGAUCCUCGCGAUGCGACUGUCGCACCCGUUACACGGUAGCCUGCUGCCACCAGGAAUCUGCUACACGUGCGACGUGUGCGGCAAGACUCUCUCCACGAAGCUCACCCUAAAGCGGCACAAAGAGCAGCAGCACUUUCAGCCCCUGAACAGCGCGGUCUGCGCGCUCUGCCACAAGGUGUUCAGGACGCUCAACAGCCUGAACAAUCACAAGAGCAUCUACCACCGUAGGCAGAAAUAGAAGUGAUUGCGCACGCGCGUGUCUUACGUGCCAAGAGACAUGACGAAACGAGCUUAAUAGACGCUUAAAAAAGGGAAAGGUUGCGCGCUGUUCGCGAACGGCCGCGCGA
Molecule: messenger RNA, 381 nt
Organism: Vollenhovia emeryi
Lineage: Eukaryota; Metazoa; Arthropoda; Insecta; Hymenoptera; Formicidae
Product: broad-complex core protein isoform 6-like
Exons: 1
Coding region: 45-272 (75 amino acids)
Source: RefSeq, a predicted model, not a curated record